Molecule: messenger RNA, 1530 nt
Organism: Lachancea thermotolerans CBS 6340
Lineage: Eukaryota; Fungi; Ascomycota; Saccharomycetes; Saccharomycetales; Saccharomycetaceae
Product: KLTH0G05742p
Exons: 1
Coding region: 1-1530 (509 amino acids)
Molecular function (GO): phosphatidylinositol binding
Source: RefSeq, a predicted model, not a curated record
AUGAUGAAAACCGCCGACGAGGUGAAAUUCGAAAACAAUGAAGCCGCGAAUCGUAGCAAAUCGCGGCUGGCAGGGAUUCUCCGGUCGUUCAGUAGCGCGGGAUCGUACUCGAAACGCAAGGUGCCCACGAUCUCGAACCCACGGGCCGAGUUCCCCUUCGCCAAGCCGAACCUCUCCGCGAAGCGCGAUCGCGUGUUCCUGGACGUCCUGCAGGACUACCUGCCGAACGAGCCCGCGCAGAGCGCGGGCUCCGCCGCCAGAUCGCGCUUCCUCAAUAUCUACCGCGGCGAGAUAGUGCAGCUGCUUGAGCCCGCACCCAAUAACCUGGUCAAGGUCCGCCUCGUCAACCGCCUGGGCCAGGGUCUCGUGCCCGCGCGCUGCGUCGCGGUCAAUGUGGAACUCACGCCUUCCAAGAUGGCCCAACAGGGCUCCCAGGAGGACCUCGAGGUCAGCGAGCCGGGCUCGCCCACGCUCUCGCAGAAGUUGGAGUCUGAACCGGAAACCGAAUCUGAGUCUGAGUCUCCUAAGCCACAGGCUCCGGCGUCCGGCUUGAACGCUGUCGAAAAGUGCCAGGUGGUGGGCAUACACAUGUGGGAGAACCGUAUCCUGUACCGCAUCGACUGCAUCAUGAGGUCCGGCCACCGCCGUGCUUUGUCGCGAUUCUACCAAGACUUUUAUUCCUUGCAGCUCCAGCUGCGGGACCGCAUGGUGGAAGAAGGCAUUGAGGAUCCCCAGGAGGUGCUCCCCGGACUUCCAUCGCCCUCCAGGAAGGUCGACGAUUCGAAGGUCACCAACAGAUUGGACGUCUUCAACGAAUACCUGCAUCAGAUCAUAAGCUCCGAGCAUAUCUCCCAGUCCAUUAAGCGCGAUGUCGUUCUGGAUAAGUGGCUAUCUCUGAGACCGGGCGACUUGGUCAAGACACAGCGUGGCUCUCUAUACAAAGUGAAUGAGGCUGCCUCAGAAAGCCGCGAAGAUUUCACUUGGGAGUCUCUGGACCCAUCCACCAGCAUCGACGCGCUAGACCGCGACUUGUCGCCUUUGCCCACGGAUUGGAACCUAGGCGCUCUAGGGGGGCCAAAAGCGAAACCGCCAAUUCCACGCGCACCCUCUUUGACCGAUAUGCCCGUAAGGCGCAAGCCCCUCAUGAAGCUCUCUGCAGACUCCGCGCCCACAACGCCUAUCACAAACACGCUUGCCAAGUGUCUGACCCCAACAUCCGCGCCGCCUUCUCCCGAGCAAGUCGGCACUGACCACGUCAAGGUGAAAAUUCUCCACAAGGAUGACUGCUACGCCGCAAAAUGCACUCUUUCGGAGCUUGAAUCAUAUGAAAAGCUGGACUCUCUAUGUCGCUCCAAGCUUAAGAGCUGCCUAACCAGCGCGGACUGUCCCCUCACAAUUUCAUAUGUCAAUGACAAGAAAGAGCCUUUGGAGUUGUCGCGAGAGAUAUUUGAUGACGUGCUGCCGAAGCUAGUGCUUGCCGCUAGUGGAAGCAUAGUCACAAAACUCACUUUUCGCGUGGUAGCCGCAUAA